AUGAUUCGAGAUGGCCGAGCAACAGUACACUCAAUUAUUUCGCGCCAAGUUUCUAUAACAGGUUUUGAUCUCAGCGAUUAUCGACAGUGUCUUGAAAAAUGGAAUAACGCUAUAGCAACAAUGUUCCAGCAGUGUGAAUCAGUUGGAAAGACGCGGUGCAUGAAGGUUUAUUAUGAACAACUCGUUCUUCAUCCCGAAGGUCAAAUUAAACGUAUUCUUCAGUUUUUAGAAAUUCCAUGGAACAAUUCCGUUUUACAUCAUGAAGAAUUGGUUGGAAAAGAUAUUUCUUUGUCCAAAGUUGAGAAAUCAACUGACCAAGUUGUUAAGCCAAUAAAUCUAGAUGCAUUAAAUAAAUGGGUUGGUCAUAUACCAGAAGACGUUGUUCGAGAUAUGCCAAAUAUUGCUCCAAUGCUUCAAAUUUUAGGUUAUGAUCCAUUAAUGAAUCCUCCGAAUUAUGGUGAAGCAGAUAAGAUGGUGUUAGAUAAUACUGCUAAUAUACAUAAAAAUGAACAAAAAUGGUACAGAAAAACUCUGAAAGUUGUUGAUGAAUCAUCUCAUGUCCAUCGAGAUCCAUCGAGCAGAUUGCAAAUGGGUUCCUAG
This is a messenger RNA of Dracunculus medinensis (Guinea worm), 600 nucleotides long. Lineage: Eukaryota; Metazoa; Nematoda; Chromadorea; Rhabditida; Dracunculidae. The record is from the annotation of a GenBank genome assembly.